Stereum hirsutum FP-91666 SS1 is the source of this 1977-nucleotide messenger RNA. RefSeq lists its product as uncharacterized. Lineage: Eukaryota; Fungi; Basidiomycota; Agaricomycetes; Russulales; Stereaceae. The record is from RefSeq and is a predicted model, not a curated record. The coding region runs from base 1 to 1977 and encodes 658 amino acids. The transcript is spliced from 20 exons.
AUGGUAGUGCACAAUGCGGUCGUAUUCGGUUUCUGGCUGGCGUUGUUCGCGGGGUGUUCGAAAGCCCAAUCGGAUCCGUGUGCGGUCAUCGGUGGACGUGAAUGGGUUUCUCCUCAGGAAGUACGGGCCUGCUUUACGUCGUUUCCUGUGAAUGAGACUAUCAAGAGCAAUAUACUAGAGGUCGUAAAUAAAACCAUGGCAUUUCACACGUCUGUGAACUAUCAAAUCUCUGCACCGGAACCGUUCACCCAGGACGUUCAUGAAAACCUUAUGGUCGACUUCGCUCGCAUUGAGGCAACUAGUUACCCAUCCGACUUUGACCUGCAUAUUGAUUUGUCACGGACCUUCAAGCGGCUGGAUGAUGGACAUUGUGUCUAUGUUAGCAAUUGUUACGACUCACUAUUCUUAACGUUCGUGCCGACGCCAUUAGCGCUGUUGACUGACUCAGCUGGCAAUCAAAACGUGCAUAUCGCACCUGAGGCCUUCAACGUCUCAUCUGCUGCCUUCGGCAGUGAGAUACACACUUGGGAAGAAGCACUGCCCGAAGGUGUUACCUUGGAAUCUCUCUCAGGCGCAAAAGUUCUGAAGAUCAACGGUCAAGACCCUUUUGUCGCUGUCAAUGCGAAUGCACAAAUUACGGGCAGCUUCCAAGGAUUUGGAACUAGACAGAACAGCUUCUUCUCAAGUUACCAGCGCUCAUCGACUUCAUGGGUAUAUGUGUUCGGAAACUUCGCUCAGCAAUCGCUGCCUGUCGUGGAUCAAGUAAUCAUGGAAGUUCAACGUGUCAACAGUACCACGGCAGAGACCAUUACGCUUCCCUACCGAUCACAGUUCGGCACAGUUGGACAAAACUUCACCGACAGUGCUUCCUAUCGCGCGCUCAACUGCGUUGCUACGAAUACCACGAAUGGCGUUGAUGUAUACGCGGAUUCAGUCUCUUCAUCCGCUGCUUUCAGCCCGGAUGUCCGUAAACAUCCCGUCAGCGUGAGCCUCGACGACAAACCCAUCGCAGACGCCACGCUCCCACCGGGUUUGAUACCUCCGGGUACACCGCUAAACGGUAGCAGUUCUGUAGCCCAGUUUUACAUGUUGUCGGACAAUGUCACUGGGGCGUUCGCGCUUGGGAGUUUCUCGGACACCUCCCUUACGCCGUUCAUGCAGAAUAUGCUCACCGGUCUGCAGACACUGAAGAACGCUGGUGCCACUCAACUUAUUGUAGACGUCACAAACAACGGCGGAGGUUUUAUUUGUGCUGCACAUUGGUUACAUCGAAUUAUUGUCGGACCGAAGGAUACCUCCGUUCCUUCUGCUGGAUUGCCUGCCACGGAAACGAGAGCCCAGCCCAUUGCCAGACUAAUUGUAGACGCCAUUUCCGCCGGUGCAGACCCAGAUGAUCUCCUCAUGUACAAUCCUUUGAACUGGAACUUCGCAAACGGGACUGCAAUGCCCGCAGAGACGAAUUGGUUAGAUCCGCCAGUUGACGUGAUCGUGAACAAUCACUCGGACGCGUUCAGCCAAAGAUUAGGGCAGGAAUGCCAACCUUUUGAGAUUACUCCUCCGGAUGAGGCUCUCUUUGAUCCCACCAGGGUAGCUAUCGUAUCCAAUGGGCGAUGUGCCAGUUCUUGCUCUCUUUUCAGCAUAACGAUGGCUAAAGAAGAAGGCGCGAAGACCGUUGUUGUUGGCGGGAAAGAAGACGUGCAGCAACAGUAUUGUGGCACCGUCGGUGGACAGUCUUCCGACUUUUCCACGAUGGAUACGGAAAGCGUAAAGCUCAAGGACAACCCGUUGGCGCCACCUGACUUCAUGACCAAUAGUGUCCAAGGUCUCACCUGGAGGCUCGGAUUUGGUAUCGACGACACAACACAGCCCGAAGAAUGGCAAGACCAUCCCGCAGACUUCAACCUUCCGUUGACGGCGAGCACAGUCAACAACCCGAACGCCAUUUGGGAGGCGGUCGUCAAAGUUGCCUUUGUUUAA